AUGGCUUGGGUUGUUGUGCGAGCGCUCGAUGGAGAUCAGCCGACGGGGAGGGCCUCUCUCCGUUACUGGGAUGACAGUAACGAAGGCACGACACACUUGCAAGGGACAAUUAGCUUGCUCAAAUGGCAAGACAUCAAAGGAUACGAUCGUGUUGUGGAUGGAUUCGACUCAUUCAGGUUUCGCGUUGAGCUCUCCAAAGUGAAUGGUGACGCUGUGCCUGCUGGUAGCUCCUGUGAUAUCGAUCUGCCAAAGGGUAAGUGGGAAAUACAGCAACCCACUGUUAAGAGAUCAACUCAUGGCAACCACAGUGGAUUGGUAGUCGACAUAAGCUUCGCUUUAGCUCCUGACAAUGGCGUCAAACGAAUCAAACUGAUGCUGCCGGUUGUUUGUGGCAAUGAAGAGUGUGCUCGACUUUUCUUUUCGGCAAUUCUACAUGCUGACCAGCGUCAUGUCAAGUAA
Molecule: messenger RNA, 459 nt
Organism: Seminavis robusta
Lineage: Eukaryota; Bacillariophyta; Bacillariophyceae; Naviculales; Naviculaceae
Source: the annotation of a GenBank genome assembly